This is a messenger RNA of Penicillium diatomitis, 1059 nucleotides long. RefSeq names its product putative proline utilization protein PrnX. The record is from RefSeq and is a predicted model, not a curated record. Gene Ontology annotation, cellular component: cytoplasm. Bases 1 to 1059 code for a protein of 352 amino acids. Lineage: Eukaryota; Fungi; Ascomycota; Eurotiomycetes; Eurotiales; Aspergillaceae. The transcript has a single exon.
AUGCAUAUCCUCUCCGAGCCAGAUGUGACUCGGGUCUUUCGUGAUCUGAGCCAAACUCAAUGCCAUGAAUUCAUCAGUAUUCUAGGAGACGCCUUGCAAGGUUUCUCUGCCGAAUCAAAGUCGAACGCGCCGGCAUCCAAGAAAUUGAUUCAUCAGCCCUUGCGCACAGUCUUCUCAACCGCAGCGGACAACUCGUGCAUCUUCAUGCCCGUCUCCGACACCGCCACAAUCGGCAUCAAGGUCGUGACGGGUACCAGGGCCGGCAUUCAAGGGGUCAUCAAUAUCUUCUCGCCCGACGGCCGUCUUCAGGGUCUCUUGGCAGCCGCCGAGGUCACCGCGUUCCGUACAGCUCUCGCAUCCAUGACCCUCUUCAUUCGAAGCCAGACCAUCGGCAAGGAGAACCUGCUCAUCUUUGGAUCAGGUCGCCAAGCAGAAUGGCAUGCGCGCCUGGCUCUGCUCCUGUAUCCGAACGAGAUCAAACGCAUCACCUUCGUGAACCGGGGACGCCAGCGUCUGAUCGAGAUGGAGCGCGACGUAUUUGCUGAUCUUCGUCAGCGUCAUCCGCACGUUACGAUUCACACUCUCGCAAAGGAGGGAGCGUCAGCAUCGGACUACGAAGAGAAUCUCCUUGCGCUUCUGGCCUCAUGUGACGUGAUCUUCAGCUGCACCCCCUCGCUUGAGCCCAACUUCGCCUACUCUGCGCUUCAGGCCGCGCCGCGGCAGCGCUUCAUCUCGCUCAUUGGAUCGUAUACGCCUGAGAUGCACGAGAUUGAUACCGAGACCCUCUUAUCGGGCGGCGGCAAGAUCUACGUGGACUCCCGAUCGGCCUGCUUGGAGGAAGCGGGUGAAUUGAUCACGGCGGGGAUCACGGAGCAGCAAUUGACGGAGAUGGGUGACCUGUUGAGUGAACUUGGUCCGUCGGAAUCACUCGAUGUUCCGGCGGGAGCUAAUGUCAUCUUUAAGUGUGUUGGAAUGGGUCUCAUGGAUCUGGUCGUAGGGAAGAAGACUCUGGAAGUGGGCAAGACGCUUGGGUUGGGAGUCCAUGUGGAUGGAUUCUAG